This is a messenger RNA of Lecanosticta acicola, 1057 nucleotides long. NCBI's taxonomy places the organism in Eukaryota, Fungi, Ascomycota, Dothideomycetes, Mycosphaerellales, Mycosphaerellaceae. The record is from the annotation of a GenBank genome assembly.
AUGAACGAUGAGCCCUCGUCCUCCGCCGCAGCAGCCGACUAUCCCGAGCCAAUCUCUCAAGAUGAAGAGGCCGAACAGGAAGUGCCUAUCACGGCGGCGGAGGUCGCAAAGAGAAGAAAGAGAAAUCGCGAAAACUUCAACAAACGAAGAGGAGAGCUGCUGGAUGAUUUAUUGCGAAAUCUGGAUAUCCUCGUCUACGCUGAGCUGAGCGCAAUCUACUACAUGGAGUAUGUGUUCAGGCAAUACAACAUAUACGCACGCUGACGAAUCUUUUAGUUGCUCAUUCACGCGCUUCUUGCUACGCGCCAUCGUCCAGCUCAUGUUCCUCACACCGAAGCCUGCGCUCUUCCCCGAACCACCUCCGAAUCGUCCGUACAUUGGAGGAAUAUUUGGAAGUAACAUACUCUGCUUCCUGCUACAUGCCAUUUUCGCUGCGCCUUCUGCAGGCGAACAGACCAGGGGAUACCUACAUGGCGGCCUCGCAAUGGACUUCAUUGGGCAGAAAGGGCCGACAUCGAAAGUGCACCUUUUGGUAUUGGACAUUCUUGUACUAGUGAUGCAAGUUGUGCAAUUGAGUGUGCAUGUCUUAAAAAUGAAGUUGAAAGACGGAUCAUCGACUGCAGAAGCAACCCCCGUGGCUGUCACAACGAGUGAUGGAGACACGUACAGUGCUCAGCCCGUAUCAGCUGGACAGAGCUUGGACGAUGAAGAACGCGGAGUUAGACGGUCAGUGGAAGUGACGCAGGGACAGGAUAUUGAAAUGCAGAACCUGAGUGCUGGUGGGCUAGCAUCAGAUGCAGUAGAGCCCGAAUCUUCAGAGCGAGAAUCUCUGAUGGCAUCGACGUCAAUGCCCACCCGGACUGAUGCAUACAUCUUCGAUGCUUUCAAUUCUGGACAAAUUCUCAUCGCGGAUCUCGAUCUUUGGAAGACGGUCAGAGACGAGUUUGUUGCUUGGAAGAAGACGCCCAGGAGUGCAUCCACUACUGCUGCCAACGCAGAAGCGAACAGGCUCAUGCGAGAAAGGUUAACAAGAAGGAUGUUACGCUGGAGAGGAUAG